Messenger RNA from Microcebus murinus (gray mouse lemur), 2334 nucleotides. RefSeq names its product leucine rich repeat containing 19 (gene LRRC19). Gene Ontology annotation, cellular component: plasma membrane. Gene Ontology annotation, molecular function: protein binding; signaling receptor activity. The record is from RefSeq and is a predicted model, not a curated record. NCBI's taxonomy places the organism in Eukaryota, Metazoa, Chordata, Mammalia, Primates, Cheirogaleidae. Gene Ontology annotation, biological process: positive regulation of non-canonical NF-kappaB signal transduction; interleukin-8 production.
ACUGAUUUUCCAAAGGCUAUAUAAUGUCAGGUCUUUUGAUUCUUUGAGCACUUACUUUGCUUCUAUAUUACAAGCUGGCAGUAAAAGCAUCAAUGAUGGCGUCAUAAAAAUGAGUAUACAACAAAGUUGAAACUCAAGGGGAUAUAAAAACUUGGGGGUAUCUUUUCAAUUUGAAUCUUUAUAUGCACAAAAUACCUUCAAGACUAACACAAAUUAUAUUAGCAACAAUAUAUCUUUCAAAAGUAUGCAUUCUCAAUAUUAUAUACUUUAAAUCAACAAGUAAAAUUGUUAAUGUUUUAAUAAAAUUUUCAAGAGUAAUUAAGAAACACAAAUGUUAGGCAAAUUGCCUUACUUGUUAUACUAAAAAAGUCAAAGAUAACUUUAAGAAACUAUUCUAGUUAAUCUUUUGCUGAGGAAGUCUAGUUUUUUUUUUUUAAUCACCCAUUCACUGGGUACAAAGGUUAAAACAAAGUGAAAUGCAAUCAUAUGACAUACUUUUUAAAAAUGGUGUAGAAGAAACAGGAUAAGCUGCUUCAGCACACCAGUCUCAGACGAAAGAAAAAAGUAAAGAGACAUCAGUAAGAACCUCACACUACUCAGAAAUACCGAAACAAGCCAUUGAAGAGGCUGCAUACCUACUCCUAGAGAUCAUUAAACACAGGUCUGCAAUAUGAAAGUCACAUGCAUCACAAUCUUAUUUUGGCCCUUCUCCAUGCUACUAUUAUCAGACAAAAGCCAGACUUCUAAAACAGAAGUCCAAUGUAAUUUCACUGAAAAGAAUUAUUCUUUGAUUCCAGCGGAUAUCAAUAAAAAUGUUACCAUACUUGAUCUCAGUUAUAACCAAAUUACUCUGAAUGCUACAGACACAAGGGUUCUUCAGACAUUUUUUUUACUCACUGAGCUCUAUCUGAUUGAGAACAAUGUCACUAUCUUACAUAAUAACAGUUUCGGUAAUCUCUCCAAUCUAGAAAUUUUAAAUAUCUGUAGAAACUCCAUCUAUAUAAUUGAACAGGGUGCAUUUGCAGGCUUAAGUAAACUAAAACAGUUAUAUCUUUGCCAAAACCAAAUAUUACAACUGAAUACUGAUAUUUUUGGGCCUCUAAGAAACCUAAAACUUCUGAAUCUGCAAGGCAAUUUGAUAAGCUAUUUUGAAGUACCCCAACUAUUUCAUCUGGAAUUAAUAAUUUUAUAUGGAAACCCAUGGAACUGCUCUUGUAGUCUAAUCAAUUUGCAGAACUGGUUGAACACAUCAAAUGUGACAUUAGAAAAUGAGAAUAUCACCAUGUGUAAGUACCCAGAUAUCCUGAAGAGCUACAAUAUCAAAACAGUACCUCAUAAGGCUGAAUGUGGCUCAAAAUUUCCUUCACCUGUAACUGAAGAUCUUUAUAUUCACUUUCAGUCCAUUAGCAAUUCAACAUUUAACAGCUCUUCUAACAACUUAACAAAAAAUCCAGAACAUGAACCUCUUGGGAAAAGUUGGGCUUUUCUUGUUGGUGUUGUUGUCACUGUACUGAUGACUUCACUCCUCAUCUUUAUUGCUAUCAAAUGCCCAAUAUGGUAUAAUUUCCUGCUUAGUUACAAUCAUCAUCGCCUAGAAGAGCAUGAAGUAGAAACCUAUGACGAUGGUUUUCCUGGAAAUCCAAGUUCUCUUUCACAGAUACCAGCUACAAACUCUGAAGACACAGUAAUAUUUGAACAAUUACAUUCAUUUGUGGUGGAUAAUGAUGGGUUUAUUGAAGACAAAUAUAUAGAUACCCAUGAAUUAUGUGAAGAAAAUUAAUUUCUUUUAAUGUUUAAUUUAAAAAAUGUUUUCAGUCUAUUCGUAGUAUAGAUAUGGAGAUUCUCAUACGUGACAUACCAACCUAUAGCUAGUAGACCUUUAUAGUAAUUACAAUAUACAUAAAUAUCACAAAAUUAUGUUUUUCUUAUUGUACUGUGCAGGUCCAAAUACAACAGCUGACACUCCUUGGUAGCGAACAGUUACAUAGUUAGUCCACAAUAUUAGCAUUGCUGUUAUGAGCAGGAUUCAGGAAACCAUACAGACUAGUAAACGAGAAGGUGUACUACAGUAGAUUACUCAUUAAUUAAAAUGAAUUCUCAUAUUAACACAGAUAUUUGAUAUAAUAUGUAUUAAGUUAUACUGAAGUUCCAAACACUAAAGAAAUAAAGGUUUUAGAUUUAUAUUAUAAAUCAAAGUGAGGAAUAGAGCCUAAACAAUAUACUAAGAUUGAUUUUAUGCCCACAGAGUGAAUCUAUAGAAUUGGAAAAUGUUUUUAAAUCCUUCCUGAAUUUGCAAAAUAAAUUUUAGUUUAGUAGCAAUUCAAAGCACAGGCA